GGGCUCCGCUGAGCUGGGCCCGGGUGCCCAGAGCCAGGACUUCAGGCCCGCAUAAGGGCCCAGCAGGCAGGGAGAACCCGCUGGAUUGCCUGGUGGUCAGGGAGACAGGAGCUGGGGACUGAAGAAAGCAGCUUUAGGCUCUCCAGCAGCAGUGAGAGCCCCCAGGCCUGCAGCUAGAACCAGGCAACUCCCCCUGGAUGCAUGGCAUUGCUUCCAAAAGCCCCUAUCAGGCCCAAGGGCAUGGGCCAGUGUGGGUGGCCUGCUACGCCUGGGGGCCUCAAGGGACGGAUGGGCCUGGGCCUUGAGGCUGCCCGGAAGCCUCCAGUACACCAAAAUCCUGGCUCCCGCUAUAUCCCUGGGGAGUACCUCUCCUAUUUCACCUGCUGCCAGGGACACUCAGUGCUGGCUGCCACAGAAAGAGGGUGCUGCUCUAUCAGCCCUUGGGGGCCCAUGGCAGGGAUGAGUGUGGUGACCCUUGCCCAAGGCUGAGCUGGGUCACCCCUAAGAUUGAAGGAGGAGACUGCAGACCAGACUCUCCUUCCCCCAGCUCAGGAAGAGUGCUCCUGCCCUCACGGGAGGCCUGGCCCAGCCCUCAGCUCCUGACCUCGAGGCCGACAGAAUUUCUAAGAAUUUGGCUGCAGACCCCAAGCCUGGCUGUGGCUGUGUAGAGGGAGGGAGGAGGGCCCAGAGCAAAAAGCUACCACACUUCCUCCCCAGCUUCCUCCUGCAUGGCCUCGAGCUCUUCUUCUUUGGACUCUUAAAAGUGAACACAUUUCAGCUUCGUGGUUUCCUGUUUUCACUGAAAUUUACGCCGAGCUCCAGGCUCCAUCUGCAUCCAUGACCACAAGCUCCACCGCUAGAGGCCUUAAGGCAUCCUCCCUGCUGCUAGCGAGGAGGGCAGGAGGCUGAGUGGCCUCCCCCUGCCCACGCCCCUGCUUGCCUGGGGGUGAGGGUGCCUCAGGAGAUACCUGACCACCCUGGGGGCCAGUCCCUGUGGGUCCUAGCUCAGUGCCCAUGGGCUGGGGUGCCCAGAGUAGAGCAGGGGAGGGGGAUCACUGUGCCUGCUUCUGCUGGGGCUGGGAGGCCCACAGAUCACAGCACCGACUGAGGCCCUCAGAAGGAAAUCUGUGCUUUCAGGCACUAAUCAUUGUUAAGAGAUAUAUCAGGGACCAUCAGGGCCAUCGUUCCUGUAGCCUUCUGAAGUCUGCAUUUUAUAAAGACAGCCAAGAGAUGGGACGCCUGGAUGGCUCAGCGGCUGGGCGGCUGCCUUCGGCUCAGGUCGUGAUUCUGGGAUCUGUGAUCGAGUCCCAUGUCGGGCUCCCUGCAUGGAGCCUGCUUCUCCCUCUGCCUGUGUCUCUGCCUCUCUCUCUUUGUGUCUCUCAUGAAUAAAUAAAUAAACCUUUUUCUUAAAAAAAAAAAAAAAGACGGCCAAGGGAGAGGUUAAGGGAAUGGAAUCGUCACUCUCUGAAAACAUGCCAUGGAAGCCACUGGGGAUGCUGCUGUUGGGUCAGGCUGGGAGGUCUGGGCCAAGGGGUGCUGGAGUGGGUAUGCAGGAAUGUUUGCCAUGGGCAGGGGGUCCGGCGCACCACCUUCUCCAGGGAGUACUCUAGGGUGAGGGCCUAGGGAAGACAACCUGUAGAGGUCCUGUCACUCUCCACCGCAGCUGGGGCGCUGCCUGCUGGAAGGGGCCUUCCUGGGGUCAGCUGGAGUGCCCAGGCUGGUCUGUGAUUACACAGCAAUGGGCAGAAAGGGACUGGGACUGCCAGCCAGGACACCAGGUGCAGAGGCCUCUCGAGAAGUAGACAGCCCAGCUCCGCAUGAGUCCCAGCCCACAGUGGACACCGGCCAUGUAGCCCUUCCACUGGGCACUCACCUCUUUCCUGUACGGGUGCGGCCUCCCUACCUACUCUGAGUGCAAAAAGGUCUGCGGCUCCAGUAGCAGCCUGUCCUUCAGACCUAGUUGCACAGCUGACAACUGAAGCAUAGCUGCGGGGUGACGGGUUGAACCAGGAUGCCAGGGUCCUGUUCUCUGGACACUCCCAGGGCCCCCCUCUGACCCUCCACCAGCUCUAGUGCUUAGCAGCUCUGCCUGUGGGAUCUCCCCAAAAGCCCUGAGCUCGUGUGGGCUGGGGGGCCGGGGGGCGCCGAGGUUUCAUUUCAUCUUGCAAUUCUGAUCCAGUGGCAAGACUUCCUCAAAUAUGUGUUGGGAGGGAUUCUGAAAUAUCGAUAUAGCUUACUGAGAAAAUGCUGACUUGAGCGCGCAAUGAGCCCCAGGCACAUGUCGGAGAAGUGGCAGCUGGUGUGCUAUCUCUUUGCCUUUUCUGUUACAAUACUGUGUUUUCCAAAAACAUUUACACAUGUGUUAUUGCCUUUUUUUUUUUUUGAUUCCCCCUCCCCUACCAGAGGCUUUAUUGUAUCCAUUUAAUGCACAGGAAGAUGAGACUCCAAAAGACUUGUGUCUUGUCACAAUAAGUGAAGGUGGACCUGGGACUAAAGCCUAGGCGUUCUGCUUCUCAGGCCUGUGCUCCUUCCUCUUCACUGAACGGAUGGCAUCAUAGGCCAGGACUUGGACCUGUCUACGGUACAUGCCAGGGCCCUGGGGGGUGAACCUGUGCCUGCAGGCCCGUGGCUCACGUUCCUUCUGCAGGUUUUGGCCACUCCCCUUUCUGUCUGGCAACCCUGAAACUACAGGACUCCUGGUGGGCCUGGGGGCCCAUGCACCAUCCCCUCCCCGCUUGCUCACUGUGGGAGAGGGGAAGGGAGGAGCUCUCAGCUGACCAGGGUCUCUGGGAGGAGACCUGCACUGCACGUGAGCGACUGCGGAACCUCCCUCAAGACAUGGGGAGCCAUGAGCACACCGAGUUCCAGUCCCCUUGCCUUCCUCACAGCUCCUGUCACUCCGGGCAGCCCCGCAGAGGCAGUGGACCCCCUCCCCAUGCUCAUCACCCUCGCCUGCAUCUUCCUCCUGCUGGCCAGCUGUCUGCUGUUCAUGACCCUCUGCAAACCUGCCGCCCUGGACCCAAUCCACCGUCGGGCUCGGGAGUGCAUGCCCCACCACCCCGGGAGCCCCAGUGAGCCCCAGCUCAGGCUCUGGAAGCGCCUGGGCUCUCUGCGCCGCUCCCUGCACAGCUUCCACCGAGGCAGGCCUGUUCCUCGACGCCCCCUGCCUGGCUUUGAUGACAGCCACGACUGUGACUGUCCGGAAUCUACCAAGAUGUGACAGGGGUGUCUCCGCCAUCCAGGACCCACCCACGGAUCCUCCUGCCUCGGACAGAGCCUGGAACCAGGGGCUGCAGAAGCACGUAGGCCCCACGCUCAGCCCCAGUGGUCCCUGUGUGCCCAAGCCCAUGGCCUUUCCCAGAACAGCCCUGGGAGGAACACCUGCCUCUCUGCAGACCCUCUAGCUGCUGCCUGCUGAGAGCACUAGGCCAACUGCAGGGCCAGAAGGUAUGACCUGGGGCCCCCCAGUACCCUCCUCUGGCAACCAGGCACCAACCACCUCUGGGAAACAACACCCCUGCUUCCCCCCAGAAGUCCUGCUCACCCUCCAGG
Nyctereutes procyonoides (raccoon dog) is the source of this 3552-nucleotide messenger RNA. It is a transcript of the gene CUNH10orf105, whose product is annotated as chromosome unknown C10orf105 homolog. The transcript has 2 exons. Lineage: Eukaryota; Metazoa; Chordata; Mammalia; Carnivora; Canidae. The record is from RefSeq and is a predicted model, not a curated record. The coding region runs from base 2849 to 3220 and encodes 123 amino acids.